AUGUGGACUCUCCAAGAGCUUCUUCUUGCCACCCACGCCACCAUUCUUUGCGGAGAACAGGUCAUUGCCUGGGACACCUUCUGUCAAGCUUUGGAGCUUAUGGAAGCUACGUUCUCCCUGUCUAGCAAAGGGGUGCGGAACUUUGCGAACUGUUUCUACGCCUAUUCGGAUUUUCAAGAUAUUUCUGGCAGCAACAACGGCCAGACGAUUCAAAGGAGCCCUUCCGAAGUAGCUGAGGUAAAUGCGGAGGGGAAGUUGUCGAGCCUUGUACAACAUGCCAGAAUUCGGCAUGCCACCAACCCGAAGGACAAGAUUUUCGGGCUCUACGGCAUUUCAGAGAGACUCCGACAGCCAUUCCCAAGUCCCGACUAUACCCAGUCAGUGGCAAAGAUAUAUAUGGAGGCGACUAUGGCUAUAAUACGACAUGAGAACACCCUAUGGCCGCUGGAUAAUGUGUGGAGUGGAAACCGCCAGAGCGGUCUACCAUCCUGGGUUCCUGACUGGAGCGACGACUAUAGAUGGUUCGACGAUGUGUUGAUCGAGCUAGGAGGCGUUCCCCUAGACUCCGCAGACCGAGAGACGACAGUCCACUGGGAAGGACCGGUAGACGAACUGAACUACGACGUUAACUUCACUCCUGACGAUGGCAUCAUUCUGCACGGCCAAACACUUGGCACGAUCGAGGUUGUUUUUGACGACCGCGCGAGAGCGCUCAUCGAGAAGGACAUCCUGGCUGCACAGCGGCCCUCCGUUGAAUACGAACUUGCACUAAAGCGGCAUGGCGCAGAACGGAUCAGGUUCUUCAGACGUAUUUACGCUGAGUGCGAUAAUGCUGAACAUGCCGAAGCCCGUCUGUUAGCAUUUUGCUGGCUGUUGCUGACUUACAGCCCGAAUCAACCCAAGGAUGGCUUCAGUAGAGGGUUCAAGGACCUGCAUACUCUCUUCAAAUCCACAAUCUUAGAUUGCGAGGAGAACCGUCGGUAUAUUUUCUCCCAAGCCAAAGAAAAGCUUCAAAAGGCACCAAAAGAGCAUCAAAGACACCCUAGAGUGCUCGCCUUCGUCGACUCAGACAUUGACGCAGCAAUAGAUGUGGUGUUGUCCUUACACAAAGGCCCAGAGUACAUCAUCCGUUCGACGCCUGAAGAUGCGAGGCCGGGAUCGGUCUUCCGUCUGCUGGGUUCUGCAACAGGAUUCUACAGAACAAUCCAGGGGCUUUCGAUAAACAAGGCAGUCUUUAUUGCGGACUCCAAGGUUAUAGGCUACGCUCAGGGGCGUGUCUGCGUGGGAGACAGUGUUGUGAAGUUCCGUCAGGCUUCGUCCCCUUCAGUUCUGCAUCCUUGCGGAGCGCACUAUGAGCUUCACUCUCCGGCGGUCGUAAAGACGGAAGGUGCUCUAAGCGACCUUCUGGACAGCGCUGUAUCAACAACUUAUGAGAUACGGUAA
Molecule: messenger RNA, 1443 nt
Organism: Colletotrichum gloeosporioides
Lineage: Eukaryota; Fungi; Ascomycota; Sordariomycetes; Glomerellales; Glomerellaceae
Exons: 1
Coding region: 1-1443 (480 amino acids)
Source: RefSeq, a predicted model, not a curated record